This is a messenger RNA of Dicrocoelium dendriticum, 1385 nucleotides long. Lineage: Eukaryota; Metazoa; Platyhelminthes; Trematoda; Plagiorchiida; Dicrocoeliidae. The record is from the annotation of a GenBank genome assembly.
GGGAUUCACAAACCAAAUAAAGCCGUUUACGAAUGCUUGCACCGUAAAACGAUUAAACUGAACAAGCCAAUACGUAUUCAAUGUUCGCUACACUACUGGCAUUUGGCCUAACGCACUCCUUUGUUUACUGUGAAGAACUUUUUGCGGAUGUGCGUCUUUUCUCGUCAAGGAUAGACGAAUAUGCAAGGACAAAAUGUGAUCUGCUGAUUACACGGUCACCGGCACUAUGGAACAACGGAGCUUUUCGAAAUUGUCUUGCUGGAUUACCCAUCGAAAUAGAAGAAGGUGGCUUCAUCACACAGUACAUGGUUACAGUAAACACGACGAAGAUCAAAAAUUUUGCGAAAAAUGCAAACCGUGUCGACAAAUUCGCAAUCAUAAACCGUAGAUUGAAUUCGGAUGGACAUGGCUGUGUAACUGUGACGGGACCAAACUGGGAUAAAGUUUUGGACGGAUUUGUGACCAGAUACCCUGUGGAAAUUCAUCUCAACACGACAGCACUUGACCAAGACUUAAAUUGUACUACUAUAAUUAGCAACAUACGAAAGGUAUCCCCGUUGUUAAAACCAAUUGACUGUCAACACGAAGCGACCCAUUUCGAAACUGCACAAAUGUUCCACCACCGAUUUGAGGUAAAGAUGCAAAUGCCUGACAUCAAUGAUCGUCCUGUAACCGAGACGGCAAUACUACACCUGCUUGGGAUACAACGUAUGCUGGAAAUCGGGCGAAGCAAUUGCACACCGAUCAGUGUACCCAUUUAUGAUUCCAAAGCAAAAAUCUGGAAUUUCGCAAUAGUGCUCAACGAAAAUCAAGCGGACACAAUUAACUGUAGUACGAUCCGUGACCGCUCACCGUGUUUGCCUAAAUCCUGUGAGUUGGUAAUAUUUCCUGGCUACACGGGUCCUCAGCUCCUUCAUGUGAAAUUCGAGGCCCGACAUUGUGGUCAACAGCUUGGUCCCGCGGAGAACAGAGAAGCAGCGUUUCUGUUCAAUUGGUUUUGGAAUCGGGUGAAUACAUGGUGUCCCAUCAUCUGGUAUGGCAAAACCAAGGACGCAUUUGAGCAAGCCGCGCUGGUCUCUGGCCCUUCAAACGUGGAUGUGUGCCAAGAGGCGAAGAACCACACACAAUACGGUGCUCACAGUUGCGAGGAAAUUCAGAAGGAAAACAGGAUCUCGGCUAACAAAGGUCAACGGACAUUUCGCAUGCGUCUAGAGGAGCCCAUCUAUCUGGCCAAUAUUCCAUGGCAUAUGAACGAACACAGUAAAUUUGUGCACUACUUGAACAGCCGCGGUUCAAAUUGCAAAUUCAACGGAUAUGGUCAUUUGAAUAAAAGUGAAUCUAUUCGUGAAGUACCAGGACACACAUCAUCGUCCCGGUUUCUUUAA